CCACUUACCACUUACUAUUACGCAUAUAACCACAAGAAACAUUAGUAUUUAAAAUCGGAAAAUUACACCAACUAGUAGACAGAUCAAACAUGACCACAUGAAAUCAUAAACGACUAAGAUAAGAACAACGUUUUCAGAAAUCAGAACUGAUCCAAAGAACCUGAGAGUAAAUGACAAAGAGAUGCUUAUUAUCAAGCCUCGUCCAUUUCUUUUUUUUUUUUGUGUAAGAACAAAAUAUAGAUAAUACAUCUGUAUAUUUUGUUAUACAUUUAUGUUUCAUUGUCAAUCUACACAUGAUCUGAUCGGUGCAUCUGAAUCUUAUCUUGUUAUAUAUUAAUGUUUAAAGCAAGAUCCGCAGGUUGUGGGUAAUACAUAAAUGUGUGACAACCCAUGUGGAGGGAGAGCAAUAAGUUUCAAAGCUGAUCGUUCAAUGCUUUGGCAAAACAAAGUAUUUCUCAUAUCACUCAGAUACAAUUUUCUCUCGGCAACACUAUGGAUUCAGAGUUAGAGCUCAUAUCACUCAUUUAUCAAGUAAUAAGUCUUCCCAAGAUUCUGGAUUGGAAAUGGGAUUCAGUUACUGAUUCAGAGGUCAUAUCACUCAUUACUCAAAUAAUCUCUAUGGUCAGCUCAAUGGAUUUGCAUUUGCAGCAGAAGCUGGAGUCGGAGUUCAUGUCACUCAUUACUCAAGCAAUCUCUGUCUUUGACUCUAUGGAUUUGGAUCCCGAGGUGUCGCCGCUGUCGGAGCUCAUAUCACUUAUUUCUCAAAUAAUCUCUACGGACUCGGAUUCGGAUAGGAAGCUGGAGUAGGACCUCGAUAGAUCUCUAUGUGAAACAUUAUUUGGUGAGCCGGAGCCAGAACUCAUGUCCCUCGUUUAUCAAAUCUUCUCCCUCGUCAGCUCUAUCAAUUCAAAGUUGGGGAGAUUUAUCUCCUUGUGUCCUCAAUUACGUGUAAAUUUGAAAAAAGGAAAAUUUCAUGUGAGUGAAUACUUCCCGCCGAGGGGCAAGUGGCAUUGUCUCCCUGGAAACUGGGUGAAAUUCAAGUUUAAAGGAGAAGACGCUACUUAUUUUGGCUGUAGAGGAUGCAACGGCAAGAACCAUGAAGAAUAUGAACAGGUUAGAGAUGAGAUCAAAUACCAUCUCCAUCGAAAACAUUCUCUCCAGCUUGUCUUUUUCAGUGAAGGCAAAGAGAGGAAAUGCUAUUGUUGUGAAGAAGAUCUCCAAAUGGUAAUUUAUUGUUGUUUGUCCUGCGAUUUUGCUAUGAAUAUGGCUUGUGCGAAGAAACCACCAGUCUUAUCUAUAGACCAUCCGAAGUGGCAUGAGCAUAUAACUCUUGCUUUGUUUCCAAGACACGCUUUCUUAACUUGCAACCUUUGCGCCUUGGCCGAUUCAAACUCCCCUCUCUAUAUGUGUCCCCCUUGUGACUUUGUGGUCCAUCUAAGAUGUAUCGACUUACCACGUGUCAUAAGGAUCUCACGGCAUCACCAUCGUAUCUCUUUUACCUCUUCUUUUGACCAAGGAAGAUUGUCUUGUGGUGUUUGUCAAAGAAACAUCGACAAUGAUUACUGGGGCUAUUCUUGCAUCAAGGACGGUUGUUCGUAUGCAGCACAUUCAAAAUGUGCUACACAAAGAAAUGUGUGGGAUGGUAAAGAACUUGAGGGAGAGCCAGAAGAAGAAAUUGAAGAGAUCGAGCCAUUUGUCAAGAUAUGCGAUGGAAUCAUACAGCAUUUUAGUCAUCAACAUCAUCAUUUGAGACUUGAUGAUAACACAAAUAGAGAUUACGAUGAGAACAAGGAGUGUCAAGCAUGCAUCAGGCCAAUCUAUUUUGGUAACUUCUACUCAUGUAUGCAAUGUGAUUUCAUCCUCCACGAAGAAUAUGCAAAUCUUUCUCGCCAAAUAUACCAUCCUAUACAUCCACAUAUGCUCACUCUAGGAUAUGACAAUAUUGUGGACCAUGAGGCUAUGUGUGCAGCUUACCCUUCGUUGUGGACAGAUGGUUUCUUCUACGAGUGUGGUAAAGAAGGAUGUGAUUUCAAGCUACCCGUGCAGUUCGCCACAAUAUCUGAGCCAUUAGUACAUGAAAGCCAUAUGCAUCCUUUAUUCCUAACAUCCAAACCAGAAGAGGAGCCACGAAGAUGUUCGGUUUGCAAAGAGAGCAGAUAUGCUAGGACAAAUGAAAUAUUCAAUUGCAUUGAGUGUGACUUUGCUUUAUGUUUUGUAUGUGCUACUUUACCUCAAAAGGUGAGGUAUAAGCAUGAUAAGCAUAUACUCACCCUUUCUUAUGGGAAGGAGACAAGUACCAUGAAGUAUUGGUGCGAAGUUUGCGAAGGAAAAAUAAAUCCCAAAGGACGAUUUUAUGUGUGUGAUGAGAAUUGUUGUGUCACCCUACACAUUGAAUGUCUACUUGGGCACGACUUAUACAUGAAGCCUGGUUCAUCUUGGUUUCACAUUGGGAGGUCUGAGGAAAAGGUACACGUUCUUCCCAACAAUUUUCAUCUAACUCGACCUAUUUGCUCCUUUUGCGAGAAACGUUGUACACACAAAUAGCUUGAUGGACAUUGCUGUAGUUGUGAGAAAUAUUCCUAAAUUUGUAUUAUCUUGUAUGAUUAGUCAAACACCCA
Messenger RNA from Arabidopsis lyrata subsp. lyrata, 2618 nucleotides. RefSeq lists its product as uncharacterized. NCBI's taxonomy places the organism in Eukaryota, Viridiplantae, Streptophyta, Magnoliopsida, Brassicales, Brassicaceae. The record is from RefSeq and is a predicted model, not a curated record.